GAAUUUAAAACUCAUAAUUCAUACAGCAUUUUACUCAAUUCAGUUGCUGUUGAUUAAUUGCUGUUGGUUGCUUUUGGUAGUUUUUACUUUAUCUUAAAAUCAAGUAUUUACACUGAUAUAAUUUGAUUUAAAAAUGUAACUGCUGUCGCAUCAUUGUUUUACUCAUUGCACUACUCGAUUGCAUGACAUGCCAUUUUAAAUUAUUGACUUAUUUUGGUUUUAUGUAAGUUUUACAAAGCUAAAAUCAGACCAUUCUGUUUGGCGCUCUAAUUUCAAUCAACAAAAACAACUGCUGAUGCUAUUUUGUAGUUCUUGUUCAUGUACUAUUGGCCUAUUUAGUCAUGAAAAUGAUGCUCAGUAGUGCGCAUUGUCUUCAACUAUAGCAAGAUAGCGACAAUGAGCAACAGCCAAUAAAAUUGCAAGAAGAAAACCCGUGAUAAAUGACCAUCAGCGUGUUGUUCAGGAGGUUGUAGCAACGCAGUCCACUAUUGCAUUGCUAUGUGAGUGAGUUCCUGAUGUUGAGCUUGGAAUUGAUGCACCAUAAUGUCAACAAGACACUGUGAGUCUUUAUAUGUCCACACUUUUGAAGGUCUUUCUGGAGUGUUUGACUCAUGCAUUGUACAUUUAACACAUAAGCAAAGCUGCACAAUAACUUGGUAACACCUAAAUCAGUUUCCCAUGAUAACGUUUUUCCCUCUGAUCUUUUUCUUGAGGUGUACAUCACUCUUACAACUGCGACUUGAAACCCUGUGACCCCCGUCAGGAGUCGCUGGAGCGGUCAGGAGGAUGGGGGGGUGUCCUAUGGAGAGCCAAGGAGCGAAAAAAAGCCCGUUGGCACCGAUCAGUGCGGCGCGCACACAUUGAGCACAGAGAGCCGCGGCUCCGUGCGCGACAUGAGCGGAUCCGAGAGGGUGUUUUAACGGCAUGACGGCGGAUCGGAGGAGCUGCAGCUGAAGGAGGAGAGCCGGUAGAGACGCUCCAGCCCCGGAGAACCGAAGAGAGGAGCGGCGGAGAGCGAGAGGCAGAGCGCCGGGGAAUCAUGCGGGGUCCUGCGCUCCGGCUGCUGGGUCUCGUGUGGCACCUCUCCGCGCUUUUACGCACCGCGCAAACGUACAAACUCCACCACAAACAAGAGAGCUUCAUCAGACAGCUGUCAGCGUAUGAGAUCAUCACCCCGGUGCGCUUAAAUGAUUUUGGAGAGUCGUUCCCACACCGGCUGCAUUACCGCAGAAGGAGGCGCAGUGCUGAAGCGGAGGUCUCAGGUUCGAGGGCUCAUUACCGGUUCGAGGCGUUCGGUCAGGCGUUUCACCUGAACCUCACAGCUGAUUCUGGAUUCAUCGCUCCGUCUUACACGGUGCUUCACCUGGGAGAGGAAGAGAAGCGCGGAGACGCCGCAGAUCUGCGCCACUGUUUCUUCAGAGGACAUGUCAACAAUCGCAGGGAACACCACGCCAUCUUUAGCCUCUGCACUGGACUAAUCGGCACGUUCACGACGCACAGCGGUCAGUUCUUCCUGGAGCCGCUGCUGAGCGCUGAUGGAGACGAGUAUGAGGAAGAGCACAACAAACCUCACCUUCUCUACAGACACGAGUCACAUGACUCUCAGCCAUGCAGCACCUCAGAUCAUCCCGAGCACGAUCACAUCAGUCUCCAUAGCAACAGAACUCUGGAAGAGGAAGUGAUGUCGAUACAGGAAACGGUGCACAGGCAUGCGGCUCGUUCCGAAGACGGCUCUCGUUCCCGCCGGAAGCGCUUUCUGUCGUAUCCACGAUUCGUUGAGCUGAUGGUGACAGCCGACGCCAAGAUGGUGCGACAUCACGGACGCAACCUGGAGCACUACAUCCUCACAAUCAUGUCAGUAGUCGCUGCGAUCUACCGAGACCCCAGUGUAGGAAACCUCAUCAACAUCAUGAUCGUCAAACUCAUCGUCAUACACAACGAGCAGGAAGGGCCGAAUAUCAACUUCUAUGCCACUGCGACGCUUCAUAAUUUCUGCAUGUGGCAGCAGAGUCACAACGUUUUGGACGACAGUCACCCGGGUCAUCACGACACGGCGCUGCUCAUCACCAGGGAGGACAUCUGCCGAGCAAAGGACAAGUGUGACACAUUAGGUCUGGCGGAGCUGGGGACGAUGUGCGACCCGUACCGAAGCUGCUCCAUCAGUGAGGAGAACGGCCUGAGCGCCUCCUUCACCAUCGCUCAUGAGCUCGGACACGUGUUCAACAUGCCUCAUGACGACAGUCCGAAGUGCCGCGAGGCAGGAAUCAAGCAUCAGUACCACGUCAUGGCCCCGACCCUCAACUACGACACCAGCCCCUGGUCCUGGUCCAAAUGCAGCCGCAAAUACAUCACAGAUUUCCUCGACACUGGUUAUGGUGAAUGUCUCCUGGACGAGCCUUCGGGGAGGACGUAUAACCUUCCCAACCAGCUUCCAGGUCAACUCUACAAUGGCCACCGGCAGUGUGAACUCAUGUUUGGCCCCGGCUCCCAAGUCUGUCCGUUUAUGAAACAGUGCAAGCGUCUCUGGUGCACCAGUGCGGAAGGCGACCAUAAAGGAUGUCGCACGCAGCACAUGCCGCUCGCUGAUGGGACCGAAUGUGGCUAUGGCAUGCACUGCAGGCAUGGCAUGUGUGUGAAUAAGGAGAUGGACAUGAAGCCGGUCCAUGGUGAAUGGGGCCCCUGGGGGCCCUACAGUGUGUGUUCCAGGACCUGUGGAGGAGGAACACGUAGCACAACCAGAGACUGCAAUAAACCCGAGCCGAGGAACGGAGGCCGGUUUUGCGUGGGCCGGAGGAUGAAGUUUCGCUCGUGUAACACAGAUCCGUGUCCCCGCGGCCGGAGGGACUUCAGGGAAGAGCAGUGUGUGCAGUUCGACGGGAAACACUUCAACAUCAACGGACUGCCGCCCUCCGUCCGCUGGGUACCCAAGUACAGCGGCAUUCUGAUGAAGGAUCGCUGUAAACUCUUCUGUCGUGUUGCGGGGACGAUGGCGUAUUAUCAGCUGAGGGAUCGGGUCGUUGACGGGACCCCGUGUGGACCGGACACGUAUGAUAUCUGUGUACAAGGCCUCUGCAGGCAAGCAGGUUGUGACCAUGUUUUGAACUCGAAGGCCAGAAAUGAUAAGUGUGGGGUCUGUGGAGGAGACAACUCUUCAUGUAAGACCCUCGCUGGAACCUUCAACAACGCACAAUACGGUUAUAAUGUUGUGGUUCGGAUUCCUGCUGGCGCAACCAACAUCGAGAUAAAGCAGGUCAGCUACUCAGGAUUGCCGGAAGAUGAUAACUACCUUGCUCUGUCUGACAGUCAGUCCAACUUCCUCCUGAACGGGAACUUCGUGGUGUCCAUGUUUAAAAGGGAAAUCACCUUUAAGGGAGCAGAGAUCGAGUACAGCGGAUCUAACACCACGGUUGAGCGGAUCAACUGCACUCAGCGGAUCGAGGAGGAACUUGUGCUGCAGGUUCUGUGCGUGGGAAACCUGUAUAAUCCUGACGUCAGAUAUUCCUUCAGUAUUCCCAUCGAGGAGCAGAGAGAGCAGUUUGUGUGGGAUCCGUCGGGCCCCUGGCAGGAGUGCAGCCGCAUGUGUCAAGGUGAGCGGCGGCGGAAGGCCGUGUGUGUUCGUAAGAGUGAUCAUUUGGUGGUUUCGGAGCAGAGGUGUGAGAAUUUACCUCGACCCAGAGGCACGACGGAGCUCUGCAAUACUGACUGUGAACUCAGGUGGCACGUGGCGGGCCGGAGCGACUGCUCCAGUAAAUGCGGUCCGGGUUACCGUACACUGGACGUGCUGUGCAUGCGCUACAGCCAGAACAAGAGGCUGAGCGAGCGCACGGAGGCCAGAGCCUGCGCAGACCUGCCCAAACCGCAGACGCGUGAGGGAUGUCAUGGUGACUGUCUGCUCAAGAGCUGGCAGUACAGCGCCUGGUCUCAGUGCUCGAAGAGCUGCGGACACGGCGUCCGAACACGGCAGGCGUACUGUAUGAACAAUCUGGGUCGCAGGCUGGUGGAGCGAGAGUGUAGCGAGCAGCAGAGAGUCCUGAGCGAAUCCUGCAAUGACGUGCCCUGUCCCGACUGGAGCGGUGGCGAAUGGAGCGAGUGUCUGGUGACGUGCGGGAAGGGUGUCAGACACCGACAGGUGCUUUGCAUUCUGGGAGACGAGAAGCUGAAUGAGCAGCGCUGCGACCCAAACACCAAACCCUCGGCGGUGGGCGGCUGUGAGCUUCCCGAAUGUGCGUCCUGGCAGGUCGGAGCCUGGAGUCCGUGCACGGUGAGCUGCAGUCAGGGCUACCAGAUGCGUGCGGUCAGGUGUGUGUCAGGAGCUUACGGCGAGACGGUGGACGACAGGGAUUGUAACGCAGCCGCCAGACCUCGAGACAGUCAGGACUGUGAGUUGUCAGCUUGUCCUCGCGCAGCGUCAGUGUUUAACACACCCAGACCAGCAGAAGUGGGUCAGAGACACACACAGUGGAGAUACGGCUCAUGGACAAGCUGCUCGGUGUCGUGUGGCGAGGGCCGGCGGGAGCGCUACGUCAGCUGUAGAGAUGCUCAGGGCAGCGUUGCUGAAGAGUCGUCCUGCACUCAUCUUCCUCGUCCGCCAGACUCCUCCGUGUGUUUCAGUCCCUGCGGUCAGUGGAGGGAAGGAGAAUGGACACCAUGCUCGGUGUCGUGUGGCGUGGGUCGCUCCACGCGCCGGGUCGUGUGCAUGAGCUACCAUCAUCAGCUGGACGAGUCGUUCUGUGACCCAGGCGAGCGUCCCAGCGCUGAGCAGGAGUGUGCGGCUGCCCCCUGCCAAUCCUCCUACCACUGGCCCAACAACCAGCCCCACCUGCCCUACGACCCCGGACAGCACAGCUGGAACGUCCCGUCUGCAGACAACCAGUGGAGGACGGGGCCCUGGGGAGCUUGCUCCAGCUCGUGUGAAGGUGGGUUCCAGCGGCGGGUCGUGGUUUGUCAAGACGCAGACGGACGCAGCACCAAUCACUGCGACGAGAGAGUCAAACCCAACGAGUCCAAGAGCUGCGACUCCGGACCCUGUCCACACUGGAACUACGGCAUCUGGGGCCAGUGCUCUCGCUCGUGUGGCGGCGGUCAGCGCACGCGUCUGGUGGUCUGUCAGCGUCCCAGUGGUCAGAGGUUAAACGAGCACAGUUGCGAUGUUCUGGACAAACCAGUCGAUGUGGAGCCGUGUAACGGCCAGCCCUGCGCCGCGGCCGCUUCAUGGCACAGACGAGCGUGGAAGCCGUGCUCGGUGUCCUGCGGGAAAGGAAUCAAAGAGCGGCAGAUCGUCUGCGUCGAUCAGAACCAAACCCAGAUCCAGGAGCAGAGCUGUGCUCAUCUCAUCCCACCCAGAACACAGAAGGCCUGUCGGGCCGGACCCUGCCCCUCCUGGAGAGCCAAUCAGUGGAGAGCGUGUUCGGCGAGCUGCGGCGCUGGCCUUCAGUCCCGUGAGGUCUUCUGCAGGUCAAAGGGCAAAGGUCGCAUCUCUGAUGACCUGUGUGACGCACGAGUGCGUCCUGAUCGCCUCCGCUCCUGCUUCCACACCGACUGCCAGACGCACAGCUGGACAACACACGACUGGAAGGACUGUAACGCAAGCUGUGGCCGCGGCGUGAGGUCCAGAUCGGUGUUUUGUGUGGACGGUGGGAUGAAGCCGGCUCCAGAGAGUGUGUGUGACGCCUCUCUCAAACCCCACACACACGAGCCGUGUCACAGCGCCACCUGCCUGUACGUCUGGAUCACCUCCGCAUGGAGUCAGUGCUCGGUGAGCUGUGGCUCUGGACUCCAGCGGAGGGCGCUGCACUGCUCUGCCAUGACCUCUGACCUGCAGACGUAUUCACACGCGUCUCCCUCCGACUGCACCGAACGCCCGCCGGCCGACAGCAGACCGUGUGUCCUGUCCGAGUGUCCGUCUGCGGGCCGCUGGAGCGCCGGGCCGUGGAGCCAGUGCUCUCAUACGUGCGGCGCUGGAGUCAUGCACAGGACGGUCCAGUGUCUCAGCGCUCAAAACCUCCCGUCUCAGAGCUGCCCGCUGUCCAGCCGGCCGGAGACACAUGCCACCUGCAGACUGACCGAAUGUGCGCUGCACACGAGCUGCCGAGAGGUUCAGGUGAAGGGAGGCGUUCAGGAAGAUGGAGAGCAUUACAUCAAAGUCCGAUCCAAGAUCCUGCAGAUCUACUGCGCCGAGAUGCAGAGCGGUUUCCCCAAAGAGUACGUGACCCUGCGCAGCGGCCAGACCGACAAUUACUCCGAGGUCUACGGAUACAGGCUCCAGAACCCGUUUGAAUGUCCGUAUAACGGCAGUCGGCGGCAGGACUGCGCCUGCAGGAACGAUUACGCCGCAGCCGGUUACACCGUCUUUCACCGCGUGCGGCUCGAUCUUUCCAGCAUGCGCAUCAUCCCGACUGAUGUGAAGUUCAGUCAGACGUUGUUUGGUCACCCCAUCCCGUUUGCGUCCGCAGGAGACUGUUACAGCGCCGCUAAAUGUCCUCAGGGUCAGUUUAGUAUGAAUCUCAGUGGAACAGGACUGAAGGUCGCAGAAUCCACUAAAUGGGUUUCCCAAGGCAACUACGUCACGGUCAAAGUUCACCGGUCAGAGGACGGUAGCAGAAUCUACGGCCGCUGCGGUGGUUUCUGUGGGAAGUGUCUUCCUCACCCUCAUACAGGCCUUUUUGUCAAAAUCCAAAGGACAUGAACUACUGCACGUAAAACACGUUUUAGAUGAGUUGUUUUUAUUUCACAUGGAGCAAAAGACUCUGACGACAGCAAACUGCUUGAUAUGAAAAUAUAAGUAAUUGAAUUUUUUGUAUAUUUGAAUGUUUAACUUGUGUCUUGCAUCAAAGUCUGGCUUAAAAUGGGUUUGACAAUCUAGAAGAAGGUAGAAAACACUGCAAAGAAGCGCUACUGAAAUCUCUUUAUCCUGACGAUCGUUUUCAACUUUAGGUAAAAGCAUCAACUACAUGAAUAGAUGUCCUUAUGAACUAGUCUAGUUAAUAUAUAUGACAUUUUAAUAAUAUUUAAUAAUGUACUGACAUCUGUUAACGGUGCUAAAAAGAGUUCAUAACAUGAUGUUAGCAAGUGCUUUUGCAUUUUACAUGGUUACUAAUCUGAUUCAAAACAGAAGCAAUCAUUAAAAUAUGUGCUAAAAUAAACCAGCUUAAAGUGGUUUGCUGGGUUAAGCUGGUUUAGGUGACCAACUAUUUGACAAGUGCGACAAAAAAAGACCAGCUAACCUCUAAAACCUGUCCUAAUUCAGCUGAAUCAGGUCACAAAAUUCAAUUAUUUUACAGAUUAAAUUGAAUACGUUACUACUGACCGUCAGUUGAGUUUUUACAAUGCAAAUGCACUACCAUUCAGGAGAUUUUCUAAUGUUUCAGAAAGUCUCUUCUGCUCACCAAGGCUGCAUUCAUUUGAUCAAAAAUGCAGUAAAAAUUGUGAAAUAUUAUUACAAUAUAAAAUAGCUGUUUUCUGUGUGAAUAUAUUAUCUAAUGUAAUUUAUUCCUUUGAUGCAAAGCUGAAUUUUCAGCAUCAUUACUCCAGUCUUCAUAACCCGCUAAAUUCUAAAACCAGUCCUAAUUUAAGUCACUAAAUUAAAUUAUGUGAUAUAAAAUGUAAUUAAAUGGACUAAAUUAAGUAAUUUAAAGACAGAUGAGUUACAAACAUCACGUCAGUUUUAUUAGAAGGGAAGAUUAAAGUAGAUCAAAUUAAAACUGCAUAACCCUACCUCUCAUAAUCAUAACCACUCAUGCGUAUGAUUGUGUUGUACAUUAUUUAUGUUUGACAGUAUUUAUUCUGUAACUAAAUGUACAUAUGUCUCAUCCUUAUGACAAGAAAAUCAUAAUAUUAUUAAAUAUUGAUCUUUUGCCAUUUAUUAGUCAUUAACAAGAGGUUUACAGAGUAACAGUGCUGUUUUUACUACUGAGUGAGCUUUAACCAGUACUAGAGAGAUAUUUUAACUAUGUGUAUAGCUAGUAUAAAUCAUUUUAACUACUCACUUUUCGCUUUCAACCAAAGUCUGCUUAAUUACGCUUAAUGUGUGACAGUAUAGAUAAUAUAACUUGAAGGAUGCGGCGUUUGACGCCUGUUUUAGGUUAACAUACGGUAUAACAGAUCAUCCUCGAGCAGCUAACCAACCCGUGACUAUCAUCGUGUUGAUAGAUGACUGAACUAUAUGAGGUCUGUAUCAGAAAUUAAAGGACUGUAUGAUGCACUAUGUGCCACGAUUUACACCUGUGUAUUAACACGUCAGCUUUGUCAAAUGUGUUUUUAAUAUUCACACUUGAAGUGUGAACAUCAGACGGUUUGCAUGUUUGCGGAGUGAAAAACGAGGCUUGUUUUCCACUUAUUACCCAAAGAUUAUUUUAUAGAGUGUCUUUACUCUUCAGUACAGUAUCCAGUGUUUUAUAAUGAAAUCUUUGGUGCUACAGUAAAAAUGAAAUGUACAUGAGAUUUUAUGGAUGUAAUGGAAUCUACAGCACUGUACUAAUGCUGAUCAUCAUAAUAAAAGGAAAUA
Molecule: messenger RNA, 8503 nt
Organism: Onychostoma macrolepis
Lineage: Eukaryota; Metazoa; Chordata; Actinopteri; Cypriniformes; Cyprinidae
Product: A disintegrin and metalloproteinase with thrombospondin motifs 20
Exons: 40
Coding region: 1040-6685 (1881 amino acids)
Biological process (GO): proteolysis; extracellular matrix organization
Cellular component (GO): extracellular matrix
Molecular function (GO): zinc ion binding; metalloendopeptidase activity
Source: RefSeq, a predicted model, not a curated record